Echinostoma caproni is the source of this 909-nucleotide messenger RNA. NCBI's taxonomy places the organism in Eukaryota, Metazoa, Platyhelminthes, Trematoda, Plagiorchiida, Echinostomatidae. The record is from the annotation of a GenBank genome assembly.
AUGUAUAGCAACCGCACUCGCGCCUGUCUUUAUCGGUCCCCGACUGAGUCAAACUGGGUGGUGUUCUCUCAUCCGAUCGGCCAGGCGUCUGGUGGUGCGACCCACGUAACUGGCGCCACAGGAGCAAUCCUGAUCGCUGCUCCCAACAAGGAGUCCGUACCGUUCAAAGAUGAGCACGGUUCGUUGGAGUCAUUAUCCCUCAGUGAUCAGUUCUCUCUGCCAGCUUAUGCGAACGCCAGUGCUGUGGUAGCUGCUGCCAAGGCUGCCAAGCGUCAAAAUCAAUCGGGUACGGGUCGAAGCAAAUCGGACGUCCGCGACAGUCGUUCAAAAGAUUCACGUAACCUCAGAAAUCGUGAUAACGAAACUGGUCGUCGAUCAAAGAGUUCCGCACGUGCAAACACCAAGAUGUGUUUGCACAACGAGUGCAACGUCCUCGAUUCCCUGUCGAACCCCACAGUUCCCAGUCUAGGUGAACCUAAACCCAGUUGGCGCUUCGGUUCACUUUGGCUUCGACGCAGUCUGACCAUUCUUUGGCGUCGUCGGCAAUCAAGCUCCAUUCAAGCAACAUUCCCAUCUGUCUCAGCUGAACAUGAAUCAUUGGAAAAGUUUUGCUCAGAGGAUUGUCACCUUCGAAUACAUCCUCGAGCUCCGGGAACGACUACUGAACUACCCGUGGAAAUUGUACGUGAGGGUAUUGUGAAUGAAUGGUUUGGAUCUUUUGGUGCCACACAUCGACCGGCACUAUGUAAAAAUAAUCCGGACACACCGGAUCCGGACGGAGAUAUACGGGAUCCACGAUGGGUUCCUUCGCGACUUUGUUUGUAUAAUACCAGUGCUGGCCUUCUCCUCGAAGCUUUCGCCCCACCAUCGGUACGUUUUUCCAGAUGUGUUCUUUCUCCGAAAAUAUGA